Messenger RNA from Saccostrea cuccullata (small rock oyster), 965 nucleotides. RefSeq names its product regucalcin-like. The transcript is spliced from 6 exons. Lineage: Eukaryota; Metazoa; Mollusca; Bivalvia; Ostreida; Ostreidae. Gene Ontology annotation, biological process: L-ascorbic acid biosynthetic process. Gene Ontology annotation, molecular function: calcium ion binding; gluconolactonase activity; enzyme regulator activity. Bases 90 to 902 code for a protein of 270 amino acids. The record is from RefSeq and is a predicted model, not a curated record.
ACAGGUGGAUAAUCUUCACUCAGAUAAAGCAAAGAGCAAACAUUUACUCUGUAUGUGAAUCGGUAUUAAGGAGUUGUUCCUAUUUCAAUAUGGCCGUCGAAUGUGUGAUAAAAAAUGCAUCAAAAACAGUUGGAGAAGGCCCACAUUGGGAUGACAUGACAAAUACACUUCUCUAUGUGGAUAUUCAAGAAAAUACUAUCCAUAGAUAUAACCCAGAGACGAGCGUCGGUGAUAAAAUAAUACUAGAGGACACUGUAGGAUUUGCGGUACCCGCUAAAAAGGGUGGAUUGAUAGCUGGCGUCGGUCGUUGUCUAGUUCAUGUUGACUGGGAUACAAAAAAGGUGACCAAACUUCACGAGGUGGAGAAGGGUCUAAAGACACGCUUUAAUGACGGAAAAUGUGAUCCGAGAGGAAGAGUCUGGGCAGGAACAAUGGGACCAAUUGAUCCUGACGUCGAGAAUAUGCCUAAAAUUGGUAGUCUGUAUUGUCUUGAUCUGGAUGGCAGUCUGCACACAAUGGUGAAAGAUUUAGGGAAAGCUAAUCAGAAAGUGGUUGUAGACAACGCUGGGAAAUCAUUACCAGACUUCGGUUUUCCUGACGGAAUGACCAUUGAUACAGAGGGUAAACUAUGGGUCGCAUGCUUCUUUGCCAGUAAAGUUGUUCGAUAUGAUCCAGAGACAGGUCAACAACUUCAAGCUGUCAACAUCCCUGCUCUAAGAAUAACGUCAUGUUGUUUCGGUGGGAAGAAUUUGGAUGAACUUUACGUCACAUGUUCCGCUCACGAGGUCUCCGAGGAAGAGUUUAAGAAAUACCCAUUAACCGGUUCUAUUUUCAAAGUUAAAGGCCUUGGUGUGAAAGGUUCUAAGGCACAGAUUUAUGAAGGAGAAAUCAAAGAGGGUUAAUGAGGGCAAAAGAUGUUUUGUGCAAAAUUUAAUAAAGAAAUAUUCAUGCAUGCAUUCAUUGAA